AUGGCCCGUGCCUCUCCAGCCUCCCACUCGGGAGGUGGAGAAGGGCGGCGCGGCCAUGAGAUGCUGAGCAUCAACGGCUCCGCAGAGCUUCUUCACGCCAUGCUGCACAUAGAGCUACACACACAGAUCCGCUCCAGCAGCAAAGUCUUACAGCCUGAAUCCAAUUACAAGCUUCAAAGCUGCAGAGGGACAGGAGUUGCUGCGGUGUCUCAGCAACCUGUUGCUGUGGAAACAGUGGAUCUGGGUGGGUCAGAGCAGAGCGGCCGGGUUUCUGUCGGACCCCCGUGGCAGCAGCAGUGGUACGGCCCGCGCUGCCUGAACUUUAAGAGGCGAGGCGCGGUGCUGGGUCCGGUUCUGCUGCAGGUUCUGGUCCAGCUGGGCCGCCUGAUGUUGCUGUUAAUGCCAAUAAGCCUGGCGGUGAUGACGGAGGCACUUUGUGUUUGUGUUCAUGGGGCCGGUGGGGGCAGGAAGGGUCUGGGGGGCCCAUGGGGGGGCCACAGGGGGUCAGAGGGGCCCACAGGGGGUCAGAGGGGCCCACAGGGGGUCAGAGGGGCCCACAUGCUGCUGACAAUCAGGGGCACAGCACCCUGGUCCAAUAGAGUCGGGUCCAAUAGAGUCGGGUCCUAUAGAGUCGGGUCCAGUAGAGUCGGGUCCAGUAGAGUCGGGUCCAGUAGAGUCGGGUCCUAUAGAGUCGGGUCCAGUAGAGCAGGGUCCAAUAGAAUCGGGUCCAGUAGAGUCGGGUCCAGUAGAGUUGGGUCCAGUAGAGCCGGGUCCAGUAGAGCAGGGUCCUAUAGAGUCGGGUCCAGUAGAGUCGGGUCCAGUAGAGCCGGGUCCAGUAGAGCAGGGUCCAAUAGAAUCGGGUCCAGUAGAGUCGGGUCCAGUAGAGUCUGGUCCUAUAGAGUCGGGUCCAGUAGAGUCGGGUCCAGUAGAGCAGGGUCCAAUAGAAUCGGUCCAGUAGAGUCGGGUCCAGUAGAGUUGGGUCCAGUAGAGCCGGGUCCAGUAGAGCAGGGUCCUAUAGAGUCGGGUCCAGUAGAGUCGGGUCCAGGAGAGCCGGGUCCAGUAGAGCAGGGUCCAAUAGAAUCGGGUCCAGUAGAGUCGGGUCCAGUAGAGCCGGGUCCAGUAGAGCAGGGUCCAAUAGAAUCGGGUCCAGUAGAGUCGGGUCCAGUAGAGUUGGGUCCAGUAGAGCCGGGUCCAGUAGAGCAGGGUCCUAUAGAGUCGGGUCCAGUAGAGUCGGGUCCAGGAGAGCCGGGUCCAGUAGAGCAGGGUCCUAUAGAGUCGGGUCCAGUAGAGUCGGGUCCAGUAGAGCCGGGUCCAGUAGAGCAGGGUCCAAUAGAAUCGGGUCCAGUAGAGUCGGGUCCAGUAGAGUCUGGUCCUAUAGAGUCGGGUCCAGUAGAGUCGGGUCCUAUAGAGUCGGGUCCAAUAGAAUCGGGUCCAGUAGAGUCGGGUCCAGUAGAGUCGGGUCCAGUAGAGCCGGGUCCAGUAGAGCAGGGUCCAAUAGAGUCGGGUCCAGUAGAGUCGGGUCCAGUAGAGCCGGGUCCAGUAGAGCAGGGUCCAAUAGAAUCGGGUCCAGUAGAGUCGGGUCCAGUAGAGCCGGGUCCAGGAGGGAAAGCAACUGAAUCUUUGUGAAUAAGAAGUCAUGAAAGAUGCAUCACUCCGUUUUUAAUCUGCUGGAUUUUUUAGCCGCAGCUGUUUUCCAUCUUGUGUCGCUGCAGUGACUGGAAAGCCCCCAGUCUACUGGAAGAUGGCCAGUAUAGAUGUCUGAGUUUAGUGGGAAACUAAACAUUCCUUUGCUGAACAAAUGCAGCCUGGUGGGGUUAAAGUUGAAACCAGGGCAGGUAAACCUUCACCUGGCUCAGGUGUUUCACCUCAAGCUAAGAUCAACUUUAAUAUUCUGUAGAAAACCAUGUUUACAUCACAUGAACCUUUGAGCAUCCUUCCAAUCUGGAGGUCGCGCUAAACCAGACAAUUUCACCAAAACUUAGUGAAUAACUGCCAAGCCCUGCUCUUGUUUUGAAAGCCCCGCUCUUAUUUUGAAAGCCCUCCACUAUGUCUCUCAUCAUGUAAAAAUAUUUGCAGGUCAAGGAAUCAUUUGAGAAACUUCCACAUUUUAUCUGGUGCCAGUUGGAUUCAAUUAAAAAUCAUUUUAUUGCUCUCAAAGCCAAGUGAAAUAAUCUGGAUUACAGAUUAUUUAACCCUCCUAAAGCAGAAUCCCAGGAUCGUCAUGGAAACCAUCCAGUAGCUUCCUUUGGUUUAAACAACGAUUCACUGAUCAGUUUAAGUUUAAAUGAGAAGGAGUUGGUUUGGUUGUGCUGAAAGCCUCGAACUGGAGUGAAUCCAGUUCAUAUCCCUGAUUUCAAACUGGAUUCUGUUUCUUUCCACUGACGG
Molecule: messenger RNA, 2385 nt
Organism: Xiphophorus couchianus (Monterrey platyfish)
Lineage: Eukaryota; Metazoa; Chordata; Actinopteri; Cyprinodontiformes; Poeciliidae
Product: spidroin-2-like
Exons: 5
Coding region: 1-1626 (541 amino acids)
Biological process (GO): negative regulation of protein sumoylation
Molecular function (GO): calcium ion binding
Source: RefSeq, a predicted model, not a curated record